This is a messenger RNA of Bombyx mandarina (wild silkworm), 599 nucleotides long. RefSeq lists its product as uncharacterized. Lineage: Eukaryota; Metazoa; Arthropoda; Insecta; Lepidoptera; Bombycidae. The record is from RefSeq and is a predicted model, not a curated record.
UCUGUUAUGUCAGAUGAGACGGAAAUUCAUCUAGUUUAUUUUAGUUAAAUGUUUACAUCGAUUGUUUUAUAAUCACUGUAAACUAGAUUAUUUCGAGUCAACCAAUGACUUUUGGCAAGGAUUACGCCUUAAAUUUUAUGACCUGCCUUAACAAUAAUGGCCAAUAUUUAUUUCAGACGAUGACAGAAAAUAGGAAAAGAUCUCGGGAAGAUGACACGUGCGAGUUUAUGCCGCUAUCAAAACGAAUUAAUAAUUUGCACAUCAACAACGGUCUUGUCAACACAAGUGCAUCUCAAUCACGAGAUUCUAGUCAAGUAAAUAGUAUUAUAAUUGACAAUGGCAUAUCAUCGCCUAGUUCGUCGUCUGAUUCUAUGGAUAAUAGACGUCCCAGCUAUGACCCUGGAAUAAAUUCGUCGCAGAGCGAUUAUUAUUAUAACAAUAAAUUGUUAUUUGAAUUACACCUUGAAAGGAUACAAAGAUCUGGUCAACAAUUUCCAUUUUAGUUUUUAUAUAAGGUUUGUUUUUAAUGUAUUCUGUAAUUUAGGUAGCAAUUAUUUAAUAAAGAUGUACCAUUUGAAAUAAAGAAAUGUUGAAAAUUC